Messenger RNA from Nicrophorus vespilloides, 399 nucleotides. RefSeq names its product 39S ribosomal protein L36, mitochondrial (gene mRpL36). The record is from RefSeq and is a predicted model, not a curated record. The coding region runs from base 62 to 370 and encodes 102 amino acids. NCBI's taxonomy places the organism in Eukaryota, Metazoa, Arthropoda, Insecta, Coleoptera, Silphidae. Gene Ontology annotation, cellular component: ribosome; mitochondrial large ribosomal subunit. The transcript has 2 exons. Gene Ontology annotation, biological process: ribosome biogenesis; translation. Gene Ontology annotation, molecular function: structural constituent of ribosome.
UUCCACUCACAUUGUAACCUCAAAUUCAACCAAAAAAGUAUUUAUAAUAGAAACUGAGAUAAUGUCGUUCCUAUUAAAUAGCCUGGCUAAUGCAGCUAGGACUGCUCUGAUGAGGGUAUCAGUGACAAGUCCACUUGCGAACAGCGGUUUGUUGGUUCCUCAAGCUACAAAUGUCAUGCAAUCAGCUGGAUUCAAAGUUAAGGGUAAACUGAAGAAACGUUGCAAGGACUGCUACUUUGUGAUGAGGGAGAAACGAUUGUUUGUUAUCUGCGAUACGCACAGGAGACACAAGCAGAUGUCCAUGGUGCCUGACGAGAGGAACACCUGGAUGUUGAGUCACGCCACUCAGGGCAAAUUCAGAUCUUGGUAGUGGAAAUGUAUUUAAAUUCGAUUUAGUUG